Anolis sagrei ordinatus is the source of this 1932-nucleotide messenger RNA. Lineage: Eukaryota; Metazoa; Chordata; Lepidosauria; Squamata; Anolidae. The record is from RefSeq and is a predicted model, not a curated record.
ACCCCCGCCCCUUCCUUCCUUUCCUUUCCAGGCUCUGCUGAGUGGGAAAGGCCCCUCCAUCCUUCCAUCCCUCCUUCCAUCCCAGGGACCCCCCUCUCGCUUUCCUUCUUUCCUUGCUUUGCCUGCCUUCCAUGAUGUCCCUGGUGCUCUUGUUCUGCUGCUGCUGUGGAUGCUGCCUCUUGGGGUUCUCCUCCGGGACGGGGUUCCUCUACCAGUUCCCGGCCCACGGGUUCCCCGAGCAGGCAGGCCCCUCCUCGCCCGGAGCCCCCCCAGGACGGCACUGGUGCCACUACACAGUCUCCCGGACGGUGUCCUGCCAGGUCCAGAAUGGCUCCGAGACGGUCAUCCAGAGGGUCUACCAGAGCUGCCGGUGGCCAGGACCUUGUGCCAACUUAGUCAGGACUCUCAUCAGGCCCACGUAUAAGAUCUCUUACAGAACGGCCACGGCCCUUGAGUGGCGAUGCUGUCCUGGCUUCACAGGAAGCAACUGCGAGGAAGAAUGUAUGAAUUGCACAAAACUCACAGAUAUGACGGCGAGGCUGAACACCCUCGAAACAAAGAUCCUCCUGCUUGAGGCUGCGGAGAGAGCUCGGCCGUCAGGGAACGACCUUCCUAUGGCAAGGACGACAGCGACAUGGUACGACGACUUGGUGCCGGACGCCAUUCCUCUGGCCAACCCGGGGACCGUGCUGAGGAAACCCAUGGGACCUAUAGGGCUCCCGGGACCGGUUGGGAAACCAGGAUCUCAAGGCCCCAAAGGCGAGAAAGGAGAGAACGGCGAGAGAGGGCUGUCCGGAUCACCAGGUGUGCUUGGACCUCCAGGACCGAGAGGAUAUCCGGGCGAGACGGGGAUCCCAGGACCCCCUGGACCUCCGGGUCCUCAAGGCCAAGCCGCGUCUCCCAGCCUGCCUUUGACAUUCCAGCAGGGAGUCCUGUACUCGCUCCAACCCAAUGCGGAGAAAGAAAAUGGCGAGGCUCAACUGGCGUCCACCGUCAUCGACACUAUCCUGGCUGGUUUGCCCGGGCCUCGGGGUGCUCCGGGCCCCAUUGGACUGCCAGGCCCACCUGGAUCUUUGGGACCCAAAGGGGCGCCAGGACCUGUCGGACCACCUGGGCUCCAGGGCAUUCCUGGUUCUGCCGGACAACCUGGCUCCAAAGGAUCCAAAGGAGACCGAGGUGAAAGGGGGCAAGUGGGUCCGACCGGCGAAAGAGGACUUAAGGGAUUCCCUGGUGAACCUGGCAAGAAAGGUGAAGAAGGAGAGAAAGGCACCGAUGGAGAAGGUGUUCAGCAACUUCGAGAAGCCCUGAAGAUUUUAGCUGAGCGAGUGUUGAUUCUUGAGCACAUGAUUGGCAUCCAUGAUGCUUUGUCUCCCGUUGAACCAGGCUCUGGGCAAGAGGGGCUCCUGGGGGCCCCACUCCGAGCGAACGCCAAGAUCAAGCGGCGCCAGCUGAGUCAGCUCCUCUCUUCCCUGAUGGAGGACGGCGAGAGCAACGGAAAAAGCCGCGGGAGGAAUGAAGGCUGGAGAGACUGAAAACUAUGCUUACUCCUGACCGAGAUCCCUGCAGUCAGAAGGAUGGAACGCAUGUCGGAUUUUCCUUGAACUCCCAACUCUUUCCAAAAGACAGACUUACACGUAAUACGCCUCCUGUCUCUGUUUCGUCCUUCUCGGGAGGCCAUCAUCCAGGUCCAGUAGCACAGAGAUUUAUUUUUAGUACAGUUAUUAAGGUACCAGCAUGGUGUUUUGGAAAGCACUGCGGUUAAAGCUACCUGCGCGUCCCUUCUUCCAGAAAAUUUCUGGUUGCCUGAUGAGGAACUCUUUUUCCGCAAUGUCUGAUGUCGGACCUAUUUUUAUAUUCUAGGGAUGGUGUACGAAGUGUCCCCAAAUUCUUGCUCUUCUGGUCUCUUCAUUAGUAAACAAAAUGUUGUCACAA